AGGAGGAGGAGGAGGAGUUCAAUGUGGGCUGGGAAGUUUGUAUUAGUGCCUCGGUGGGGGUUGCAGACCGGGUGACCCCCAUCCCACCCCCACGAUUCACGUGGGGAGGCGGAGACUCCAUCUCGGAUUCACCCAGGCAGGCAGCGCCGGGAGGACCGUCCUGCUACUCACCGCUCCGAAAAACCAACCUCCGAACCAGAGCUGAGUUUCUUCACUGCGUCCGCUUGGUUUACAAUGUGAGAAAUGGCCGGGACGAGCUCUGAUUGGGUGGAGAUUCUGGAGCCUCGCUCCCGCGAGCGCAUGUAUGUCAACCUGACCACGGGCGAAUGCGGCUGGGAUCCCCCUACCGGCGUUCCAGUCCGCCAGGCAGACGGCAACCAGUGGUGGGAACUGUUUGACCCCCACAGCGGCCGCUUUUACUACUACAACUCUACAGGGCGCCGCACAGUCUGGCACCGGCCUCAGGGGGCCGACAUAGUGCCCCUUUCCCAGCUGCAGGCCAUGAAGCGGUGCAGCGACGCCAGGAAGGCCAGCGGGUCAGCGGAGGAGCACCACCACCGCUCCACCACCGGGAGCAUAGGCAGUGUGGGGAGCCAGGGGCGCCGCACCCCUAUGGCCGAACGGGACGACGACGGCCCGUUGCCCAGAGCCCCAGAGCCGUACGAGCAGAGUGCCAACUCCGAGCUGGACCCGGCAGCGGGCGAUCGAACCAAAGGAGAUGGAAGCAGCGCCGAACAUGAAGUGGAGGACGGAAAAGACCCUCAGAGGGAUAAUGCUCAAAGAUGGCAGCCAGCACCUGGUUCUAAAGCAGCUAUGUUGGUGAAGGUGAACAGCAUGCAGCGCGGCCAGCCCAACCCACCUCUUCAGCACAGUGCCCUCAGCAAAGCCAGCACCACUUCCCUCCACCAAUCCUGCAACACACCCAAAGGAGGACACCUGAGCUCCAGCCAGGGCUAUAAAACAGCCCCUUCUGGCAAAAUGGCCAGUGAUGCACGUCAGGCUCACCACAUGAGAAAAUCCAGCAACGGUAGUUUCUGUUUGGCAACGUCGGACGGUGGCCAUCCCAGUCCGCUCCUCCAUAGGUCACAGACUUGCACCCCUCGUCCCGUAUCUCCUCCGUAUGGUAGCACUGCCCCGAUCUAUGAUGAGCCAGUUUCUGACUGUCCCAUAUAUGACGAACCUCCUACAGAUAUGGAAGUAGAGGGGGCACACCUGUACAAUGGACAACAUUUGUCUCGUUUGACACCUACCCAAAGUCUCCAAAAGCCCAGACUUCUCCCUCACCCUCCGUCGUCACAUCCAGGUUCUAGACAUCGGAGAGACCCGUCUUCCUCUGACUACAGCCCAGCUGGUCUGGAGUGUAUCAAGCACAUGGUCAACGUGGACCCCAAACAGGGGCUCCCAUCCAGCUCUCCUCUGCCUGCGCGAGCCGCCUCCCCCACGUCCAGACAGGAGCGUGUUUUGACUCUGCCUCAACCCCAACCUUCGCAACAAUCACGAGGCCAGUUGAGGGACAGAGAGCCAGGAACCCCGGGUCCGAGUUCACUGGACAAAAAGCAUAACUGGCGAAUCCUUGAGGCCACCGUGCAGCGUGCCAUGGACGCACGACACAGCAGGCAGAGCAGCCAGGCCUCGCAAGAUUUCCCGUCUACAACGCCGCAGGCCACAGCAAACUAUCAAGACUCCGGUUACUCAACGGGUCCCUCUCCAAGCUUGAGAAGAAAGAGCCGGAGGAGAAUGGGAGGCAGCGGAGGGGCAGGAGGCCGGCCGGGCUCCGUAGGCAGCAGCGGGGAGCUGUGCGCCCUAAAUGAGAGACUUAUGGCUGAAAUGAGGGAGGUGGUGAGUCGCUCCAACACAAUGAGAGAGGUGAGAGCGGGACUGGACCCGGAGAUGGGGGAGAGGGGCGUUGUACCUCGGACACGCUCCCCCGCCGACUCACUCAGGUGGUUUGGAGGAGGAGUGAGCUCUGCGGGCAGGUGUCCGUCACGAGAGGAUAUCAGCGGUGCGCCGCGGUCACUAAAGGGGACGGCUAACUACGGCCCCCCUGCUUUGACCCCUCUGGAGAUACCAGGGAGGCAAAAAAGAACCUAUGAAAAGGUGGAUACAUUGGAGAUGAGCAUAAACAGCCAGGCCAGCCUGUCUUCACCAGAGACCCCAGGACCACCAUCACAGGCGGGAACCCUAGAGCUACAGGCUCAGCUGGAGAGCAGGAAGAAAGGCAUGGUGGAUGGACGGACGGCGUCUCUAGGUCCGCAUCGUUCUGCCAGCCACGACAACCGAGAAGGAGGCGAUGGAGCAGGAGUCCGAGGAGGAGGAGGGUCCUCCUUCCAGCUCUCUUACGCUACCCUGCGGCAACCUCCGCCGCCGGACAUGGGCAUGGAGGACUGGGCCAGCAAGCACCUCAACAUGCACACGCAGGGGCUGUUCCGGCGCCGCGUCUCUAUCGCCAACAUGCUGUCCUGGAACCGCGGGUCCAUCAAGAAGCCCAUGCUGGUCACCAGCGACCGCGCCAUCAGGAAGGAGGCCUGCGAGAUGUUCAAGCUGGUGCAGGCCUACAUGGGCGACCGGCCGUCGCGCCUCGACCGCCGCCACUGUGCGCUGCUCAUCGUCACCAAGUGCUGGGACAUGCCGGGGCUGCGGGACGAGCUGUACGUGCAGCUGGUGAGGCAGACCACGGGCAACGCCAGCCCCCGGAGCCUGGCGGCGGGGUGGGAGCUCAUGGCCGUCAGCCUGGCCUUCUUUGCGCCCUCGCCGAAGUUUCGCUGCUACCUGGAGGGCUACAUUCAGAGACACACGGAGCCCAACAGCGACAACAAAUGUGAGUCUCAGACUGAGGCACAGGUGACCCAGUUUAUUUUGGAGCAGCAGGAAAUUAAGCUGAAAAAGAACUCGAAGUCCAGAAAGAAGCGGAAACAGAACACAGAGGAGGAAGAAGGCCUUCCUGUCAGCACGUACGCCAAGUUCUGCCAUCGGAAGCUGCUCAAGGUGGCGAUCACUGGAGGCAAAAAGGGUCUGCGCAAGCCCACCUUGGAGGAGAUCGACCACAGCAGACGGGCCAUCAUCACCCCGUCUCUGUUCGGCAGCUCUCUGGAGGAAGUGAUGGAGCGGCAGAGCGAGCUCUUCCCAGACAGGAAGCUGCCCUGGGUGCAGGUCCAGCUGUCCCAGUACGUCCUGGCUCUGGGCGGGGCGCAGACGGAGGGCAUCUUCAGAGUGCCUGGAGACAUUGAUGAAGUCAACGCAUUAAAGCUCCAAGUGGACCAGUGGAGGAUUCCAGAGAAUCUCUCUGACCCCAACGUUCCAGCCUCUCUGAUGAAGCUGUGGUAUCGGGAACUGGAGGAGCCGCUGAUCCCAAUGGACUUCUACAAGCAGUGCAUCAUCAACUGCGACGACCCGGUGGCGGCCAUUGCCGUGGUGCAGUCUCUGCCAGAACUCAACAGACUGGUUCUGUGCUACUUCAUCCACUUCCUUCAGGUAUUCGCCCAGCCGUCCAACGUCGCCGUAACCAAGAUGGAUGUCAACAACCUGGCCAUGGUGAUGGCCCCCAACUGUCUCCGGUGCCACUCGGACGACCCGCGCGUCAUCUUUGAGAACACGCGCAAAGAAAUGUCCUUCCUGCGGAUGCUCAUCGUCCACCUGGACACGGGGUUCAUCGAGGGCGUGGUGUAGACACUGGAAUGCCCAGAGCGCACAUAUCGGUCACACAUUUACAAACCAGCGGAGAAAAAAAAUAAAAUAAAAUCAACACUGUCUCUGUUUAGGUCACACUGGAAACUUGUUGAGGUGAUGUUUUACAGCUCUUAGAAUAUGUGUGUGAAUGCUUGUUUUUUUGGGGGGGUUUUCCAUUUCCAGAAAGACGCUUCAGUUCAGAUUUCUAUUUGUUUAAACGCAGCACGUGAAAACGCUUUAUUUCUAACUAUAGGGCUAUUACUACUGUUACAGCUUGGUCGAGCAAGGUGGGGUUGAAUCGAGAUUCAAGAUCGAAAUCACUCAUUUGUAAAAAAGAAAAAUUAAUUUAAGCAGGUGAAACUUUUUCCCCCCCCAGCUUUCAGGUUUUAUUAAUGUGUGUUUGUGUGGUUUAUCAGUGUGAACAGAAGACACCUUUGGGUUUUUUUUUUUUAUUGUGUAACCCGAAAGUCAAAAGAACUCUUGUAGUCGUGUCUUAUUGGUAGGUUUGCCUCGACUGCUUUUAGUUGUACUGACGUCUGCUUUAGAGAUCAUUUUAUUGAACAAGAAGUAAAGAGAUUUUUUUUUUUCCCCCAAAAUGGAACCUCUCACAAAGCCCGUUUAUGCAAUAAUAAGUAUUUUAUUUGUUGUCAGUCUUUCAGUUGGAAUUGUUCUGUUUUUUUUUUUUUAGCUCAGGUCCUACUGGGGGGAAAAAUGGGUGUUGGAUGAAUAUCGCUGACUGAAAUUCAGUUAAUAACACCUGUAGAGAAAAAUGAAGUGUCGGUGAAAUCUCUUAAAUAUGUAAACUGAGCGGUUUGUAAAUAAAUUCUGUGUGGAAAUUUGUACUAACCUUUUGGAAGUAUAUUCUAAUUAUCUGGGUUAUGGGGUGGGAUGGCUUGUGGGGAUGGAAGAGGGUUCGGUUUCACUCUAAAGAGCAAUAAAAAAGAUGUGUAAGUGAGAGGCUGUGAUUAACAGCUUGUUUUCCUGCUGUAACUGCUUGCUACUUUAACACAAACAGAUUCAAACCACUUUCGGCAUAUGUGUGUUUGCAGACUGUCUUCUCUGUAAUGACUGACUAUAAAUAAAAGUUUGUUCAUUUGUUGAUAAAGUG
Messenger RNA from Xiphophorus maculatus (southern platyfish), 4774 nucleotides. It is a transcript of the gene arhgap46a, whose product is annotated as rho GTPase-activating protein 39-like. The transcript is spliced from 10 exons. The coding region runs from base 244 to 3666 and encodes 1140 amino acids. The record is from RefSeq and is a predicted model, not a curated record. Gene Ontology annotation, molecular function: GTPase activator activity; protein binding. Gene Ontology annotation, cellular component: cytoplasm; cytoskeleton. NCBI's taxonomy places the organism in Eukaryota, Metazoa, Chordata, Actinopteri, Cyprinodontiformes, Poeciliidae. Gene Ontology annotation, biological process: signal transduction.